UCUCCACUGAACAUUGACAUUAAGUACCUACGAAUGCAGGCAACAUAAUUAUAUUUCUCAGCAGUGGAUUGCACCAAUAAAACGGCUGCAACUGUCUGAAUCCAACAUAUAAUUUCCAUCAUUAAGAGGGAAACGUUUUUCCCUCUAUCAUUGUUACAUGUUCCUUGUCACUUUGUGAGAGCUUUUAAGCAAAGCAUAACAUACCCUUGAUCGUAACUGAUACGUUAACGAUCUUUCUGCCCAGAAAUCAGAGCUGGUGAAGGGUUUGAAGGUUUCUAUGGCUGAAACCGAUGUUAGGAGUAACAGAUUCUCUAGGCAAAUGGGGUAUGUUCAUUGCUUUGCUGAUAAGGUGAAAAGGUUUCCUGGUUUGGCCAGAAGAGAAACAUGGAAGGUUGGGAAAGAUGAUCCGAGAAGGGUGGUUCAUGCUUUCAAAGUUGGCAUAGCUUUAACAAUAGUUUCUUUGCUGUAUCUGAUGGAGCCAUUGUUCAAAGGGAUAGGGCAAAAUGCUAUGUGGGCUGUCAUGACAGUGGUUGUGGUCAUGGAGUUUACUGUAGGGGCAACAUUAUCCAAAGGACUGAAUAGAGGAUUGGGGACUCUGCUAGCAGCAUCAUUGGCAUUUCUCACUGAAUAUAUUGCAGAUGCCCCUGGUCAGAUUUUUCGAGCGGUUUUCAUUGCCGUUGCAGUUUUCAUUAUAGGAACAAUGACCAGUUACGUGAGGUUUAUCCCCUAUAUCAAGAAGAAUUAUGACUAUGGUGUUCUGAUCUUUCUCCUCACCAUUGCCAUAGGUUGUGCCAUAUGUCUUGUGAUGAGCAUAUUGGUGUUUCCAAACUGGUCAGGGGAAGACCUGCACAACAACACCGUAUCAAGGCUUGAAGGCUUGGCCAACUCCAUACAAGUCUGUGUCAGGGAAUACUUUAAUGAUUCCGAAGAAUCGGCAUGUCAAGAUGAUUCAUCUGAGGAUCCUAUUUACAAAGGUUACAAGACUGUUUUGGAUUCCAAAACAACCGAUGAUACACUGGCAUUACAAGCAAGCUGGGAACCAAGAUACUUAAGAUAUUGCCACAGAAUCCCAUGGCAUCAAUAUGCAAAAGUUGGAGCUGCACUUCGCUAUUUCAGUUACACUGUUGUUGCACUACAUGGAUGUCUGCAAUCUGAAAUUCAGACACCAAAAUCAAUUCGUGCACUCUACAAAGACUCUUGCAUCAGACUUGGAGAGGAAGUUUCGAAAGUAUUAAGGGAACUUGCCAAGAGCAUAAGGAACAAUCGUAAGUUCUGCCCUGAAAUACUCUCCAACAACCUCAAAGAAGCAUUACAAAACCUCAACAGUGCCUUGAAAUCACAACCACAACUUAUACUAGGCUCGAGGAAUAGUCGAGCCACAAACACCCCAGUUCAAGCAGUUCAACACCAUGACCAAAAGCUUGAAGAAGACACCAGAACCUCAUUACCGGGUAUUAAGAAUACUGGUUCUUCUUCUCGGCUUGGGUGUAGAUCCAGAGAGCAGUCUCGGGAGCUUACAAAGAAGGUUUUAAGGACACAACUGAGUAAGGUUGCCAUAGUAAGCCUUGAGUUCUCAGAAGCAUUACCCUUUGCAGCUUUCACUUCUUUGCUUGUGGAGAUGGUGGCCAAACUCGAUCGCGUCAUGGAUGAAGUUGAAGAUUUGGGCAGAAUGGCACAAUUUAGUGAGUACGAAGAUGAUGGAAACGAUCAUAAGAUUGUUGUGACUUGUGAGAAUCAGAGUGGCGUUGCUUCUGCUGGAUCAGAGUAGUUAGAAGAAUUCAGAGGAAGUGCUUUGGCACAUUCUUCAUCUCAACUAUUAUGCAUGCAUGCAUGCAAGCAUACGACGUUCGUGUGUGUAGAGAAACAAAUUGCUCGUCCUUUUUGGUGUAGAAGGUGUACCUAAAAUGCUUCCACAAUAAUGUACCCUUAUGGGCAAAGUGAAGUCCUUUUUGAUAUAGCUAGCAUCAUCAUUUAGUUUACAACAAAAUAUUUUUGAUACAAUUUUAUUAUGAGUCAUAAUAUUUUGAACGAGAACUUAUUAUUAUGAUGAUGUAAUAAUAUACAUUCCAGUGAUAAUAUCAUUUUUAUAUUCUAUCAUAUAUGAAAAAUAAGUUAUUAAAAUAUAUCCUCCUUUUAUUAAUAAAUUAUGCAGGAGGGCAAUAAUGUAGUUUUUGAGUAUUUUCAUUUAAAAUAUGUACUAAAAUAAAUGAACAACUCUGCUAACACGUAUUUUAGAUUGCAAGAUAACAAUGUCUAUAUUACGGAAUCAUUGCUGAAACCACCCUCGUUUUUUCUUCAGUUAAUAAUUCACACGACAUUUUAAUAUGUGACACUUUUAUUAUAGUAAUUUUUUCUUUUUAUGAAUUUGUUGGUUUCAUCUGAUUAUCCAUUUUGGUUACAAAAAUAAUAUAAUAUUAAUUUCAUUUUUUAAAUUAGAAUUUACAAAUCAAAAUGUUCGACAAACUUUCAAGUCAUUGAUACCAAGGCCCAUAUCGAAUAAAUGAGAAAACAACUUUUAUAACUAUUAUAACUGAUUACGUUUUCUCUGGACCUUUUCAAUCACCUUCUCUAUCUAAGGAUCUAUUUGCUCAUUUGACUAGUUUCUCAGAUAUGUCUCACCUUUUUCUACUUAGCAAAAUCAGAGUGAAGUUGUUUUAAUUAAUACCUACUUAAAUAGUUCAAUUGUUUAAUUUACAUGUUACUAAAUCGAUCUUCAUAAUUAAUUAGAUAACAAAAUUGUUGAUGAACGUUUAAGAUGACUAAUUUUCUGUCAGUCCAUUAACCCAAUAAGCAUGAUUCCUUCAAAAAAAAAUACUAGUUUUAUGUUGACUUCACCUUUUGAACCAGCCUUGCUAGCCACUGUGAAUAAUACUAAUUACACUGAUUUUUUUUAUCAUACAUAAUCAUUAGUACUGUUCAUAGGAUUU
Messenger RNA from Vigna unguiculata (cowpea), 2927 nucleotides. Its product is annotated as aluminum-activated malate transporter 12-like. NCBI's taxonomy places the organism in Eukaryota, Viridiplantae, Streptophyta, Magnoliopsida, Fabales, Fabaceae. The record is from RefSeq and is a predicted model, not a curated record. Gene Ontology annotation, biological process: malate transport.